Molecule: messenger RNA, 986 nt
Organism: Meloidogyne enterolobii
Lineage: Eukaryota; Metazoa; Nematoda; Chromadorea; Rhabditida; Meloidogynidae
Source: the annotation of a GenBank genome assembly
UAAAUGGUUGUAAACUUCCAAACGGCAAAAAUCUUAUAAAAUGUUUUAGAGAAGAAUUGAGAAUGUUGUCAGAUGAAAAGAGACAAGCUUAUUUUAAAGCUGUUCAGCAAAUGAAAGAUAAUGGAGCUUAUGACCUUUGUGCUAUUCAACACAGAGAUGCUUAUCUUUUAAAAGGAGCACAUAGAGGCCCGGCAUUUUGUCCGUGGCAUAGAGAACUUCUCAAAAGAUUUGAAAUACUGCUUAGGGAAGCUGCGGAUCAGACUAUGAAAACAACCGAUGUUUGUUUGCCGUAUUGGGAUUCGACUUUGGAGAGGCAAUUGCCUACACCUAAGGAUUCUUUAUUAUUCACCGAAGCUUUUAUUGGAAGCACAAAUUCCAAUAAUGAAGUAAGUAAUGGGCCAUUUUCACCUUGGCAAACAUUAGAGGGAAAUGAUUACUUAAAAAGAAAUGUUGGGAGUGAUGGAGUUUGCUAUAGUGAAGCAGAAAAAACAUUUUUGAAGAUCCCCCACGGAACUACACACACUUUUAUUGGCGAGGAUAUGAGCGAUCCAAAAAUUGCAGCAAAUGAUCCAAUUUUCUUUAGUCAUCACUGUUUUGUUGAUUUGAUAUGGGAAUUAUAUCGUUGGAAACAACAAACUUAUGCUCAACGACCAGUUCAAUAUACACCAGAUAAAAGAGAAUGUGAACCUGCUGUUCAUUUCAAAGAAGCAAAAAUGACAACAUUUCCUUUUUUCAAAAAUAUCGAUGGGUGUAGAAAUGAAUAUACAGACAAUAUGUAUGAAUAUGCUCCGAGGCCAACGUGUACAGUAAAAAAGCCAGAUUGUGGCUCAAAAUAUUUGUUUUGUGACCUUUCCCAUGUAACACCCCAUUGCGCAGCAAAAGUGCGCAUAGGCGGAGAUUGUAAGGGAUUUACUAAAGGAGAACAAGUUUGCUAUAACGGUAAAUGUGUAAAGAAUGUUUGUGUUGGUCAACAGGUAAAACACUAA